Sitodiplosis mosellana (orange wheat blossom midge) is the source of this 829-nucleotide messenger RNA. RefSeq lists its product as uncharacterized. The record is from RefSeq and is a predicted model, not a curated record. NCBI's taxonomy places the organism in Eukaryota, Metazoa, Arthropoda, Insecta, Diptera, Cecidomyiidae. The transcript is spliced from 2 exons. Bases 41 to 655 code for a protein of 204 amino acids.
AGAAGUGUUUGCGUUUGGCGUGUAUCUCGUUCGAAGAGAUAUGUGCAUUAAAGGGGAUCGAACCAGAGUUGUUAAACUAACGUUUGAUCGUCAAAAAAUUGAGGUUUUUGUUCAGAAAGGAAAUGGUGUUGCCAGUUAUUCAUUGGGACGAAUUGCAAUUUAUUUUGCAACAUGUUGCUACUGCCAGACAAUUUUACUGCCCAGAGAACUCAAACAUUUUACUGACCAUGAUGAAUACAAUGAUGGCGAAUUGAAUUGGGCAGAACGAAAAAUGACUGAGUGUAUUCACAGAAACCCGAAGUUUGAAUACAUUCCAGAUGCUUAUGAUCCGUUUCAGAGCUUUGUCAUUCGGUUCGAAGUAAUUUAUAAUCGAUUCAGUAAAAUGCUUGCAGAUAAAGAGGUUAUCGUUAUGGACCCAGAUGAUGAUGUGUGGUACCUGGUUGAAAUUGUUGAUCUUCAAGUUGAUUCAGAAUCGGAUAACUUUGUUUACAUAGUCAACUAUUCACGUGAAGCGCCACCGAAUCUCGAAUCGAAUCUACGUGUUCCGGUGAACCCAGAAUUAGUCUGUCUCGAUUUUGGUCAAUGCGAACAUUGCCUGGAAUAUAUGCCUGGACCGGAAUUGUUCGAGCAUUUAUUUGAAUGUCAUCAGAAUUGAUAUGAAUCGAUCAAAAACAAAAUAAGAACAAAAAAGUUUCAGAAAAGUCUUCCAGAAAUGCGAGACAAAGUAUAUUCUGGUUAGUAGAUAAGAAAUUAAAAAAACACUCAAACUGCGUAUUCGUUGAACAAUUUUAAUGGUCACAUCGAAUCGAUUGGUAGUUGUUGAGUCUUG